Molecule: messenger RNA, 1877 nt
Organism: Esox lucius (northern pike)
Lineage: Eukaryota; Metazoa; Chordata; Actinopteri; Esociformes; Esocidae
Gene: ndufaf5
Product: NADH:ubiquinone oxidoreductase complex assembly factor 5
Exons: 11
Coding region: 259-1386 (375 amino acids)
Biological process (GO): mitochondrial respiratory chain complex I assembly
Cellular component (GO): mitochondrion
Molecular function (GO): S-adenosylmethionine-dependent methyltransferase activity
Source: RefSeq, a predicted model, not a curated record
UAUUUUAUACUUAAAUGAAGUCAGCAAAUCCUAAGUUCGCUUUUUACCACAAGAAUAAUUUCGUUCACAGACAGAAACCCGGUGCCAUAUUUUGUUGCCACUUAGGAAGAAUCCAGUUCCACACUUUUCAUUUGUAGAGUUGUGACGAGGUCAUUCAAUGUGGACGGACGAGACAGGAAGAACAAGACUAGACGGAUUUGUUAUGGUUUGACAUGUAUUGCUGUUAUUAGAGGGUAAUUUGGCAACAAAGUUGUUAAAAUGAACAAUUCAAUAGUUAGUCGUUUUGUCAAUGGUAGUUGUGUCUGCACGAGAGUUUUUAAAAUAUGCACCAAUAGAGUUCUAGACCCGGAACAUGCAGUUCACUCACACAGAAAUAUCACGACGGCAAGAUUUCCACCGAUGAAUGACAUUGUGUCAUUUCCCAAAAUUCGGUGUUCUCAAUGGUCGGAAUUUCAAAGGCAGUCAUCUGGCAGGGCUGGAGGUACAAUGAAUGUAUUUGACAGGACUAUGAAGAGAAGACAGAAGAAAUGGGCUGCAUCACAAGACACUGACAAAUACGACUAUCUGAGGGAUGAGGUUGGCAGCAGAGUUGCAGACCGGGUCUAUGACAUUGCAAGAACAUUUCCGUUGGCGUUAGACAUUGGCUCUGGGAAAAGUCACAUUGCUGAGCAUUUGCAAAAGGAAGUAGUUGAGCGGCUCUUCCUAACGGACAUCUCCGAAAAGGCUUUGAUUAACACAAGGCAAAGUGAGAUCCCCACCUACUGUGUCAUGGCCGAUGAAGAGUUUCUGCCAUUUAAAGAAAACACGUUUGAUCUGGUGGUCAGCAGUAUGAGCCUACACUGGAUCAAUGAUCUUCCUGGAGCUUUAAGACAGAUCAACCAAGUCCUGAAGCCGGAUGGGGUGUUCAUUGGGGCGAUGGUUGGUGGGGAGACCCUGUACGAACUGCGCUGCUCCCUGCAGCUAGCUGAGCUUGAGCGCGAAGGGGGGUUCUCCCCCCACGUGUCCCCCUACACGGCCGUCACAGACCUGGGCAACCUGCUGAACCAGGCGGGCUUCACCAUGCUGACAGUGGACAUUGAUGAUAUUCAAGUUCACUAUCCUGGAAUUCUUGAGGUCAUGACUGACCUGCAAGGUAUGGGGGAGAGCAACUGUGCUUGGAACAGAAAGACGAUGUUGCACAGAGACACCAUUUUAGCUGCAGCCGCCAUCUACCAAGAGAUGUACGGCAGUGAGGAUGGGUCAGUUCCUGCAACUUUUGAAAUCCUCUACAUGAUUGGUUGGAAACCUCAUGAGUCACAGGCAAAACCAGCUAAAAGAGGCUCUGCAAAUGUGUCAUUUGGGGAACUUUCGAAGAUUGCUCAGCCAUUACCCGAAGACAAGUCGUAGAAGAGAACACCUACAAUAGCAGCAAUUAAAUUAAUGUAACAGUUCCUGUUAUUGGGGAACUACUAGACAGUAAACCAGCAAUAGGUAAUUUGAGAUGAAAUGAUGUCCCUAACAAACUUCCAGACCUGAGAGAUGUUCACCCAUGUUUAUCUCCACCAGUGGUGUGUUUCCACCAAACUGCAGGAAAAGCAUUGUAUAAUGAUGUUGUGCUCAUCAAACUUUCUCAUGUACUGAAUAUAAAUGUAUGGUUUGACUUGUUUCCAUUGCAUUUUCAACUCUACAUGAGGUUUGUCAACAGAGUUGGGGUGUAAGGGAUUACAAGUAAUUACAAAAAAACAGUAACUGUUACCAACAAAAAUAAUGGAAUCGGAUUACAGAUACUUUUGAAAAAAUUUAUGAUUACUUCAAUUGGAAAAUAAUAUGUGCGCGAAAUAAUUAUGACACAUUAUAUGUUUGACUUUAUUAUUGAAUGUUAUAAAAACAUUGUUAUU